GUUCAUCUCACGCCUCGGUCGCUUUGUCGUGUCCAGUUGUUGUCAAUAAUGGAAUGUGUGUGGAUGUGUUAUUAGUUAUCUUGAAGAAUCUUACUAGUGCAGCCUGUGAGAUAACGAUUGUUUGGAACUUAGUUAUGGUGCCGUGCGUGGAGUGGAGUGUAGUGUCUCGUCUGCUUAGAUGAGCUCGUGCUUGUCAUUAUUGGGAAGAUCUCUCCCAAACACCUGAAGAUGAAUUUCACUGGAUUCGGCUUCAACUACGACGCGCCGCUGGUGCCCGGCGCACUGUCUCCGUCGAUGCCGUUCUACGCCCUGCACGACGGCUGCGUGGUCCCGACGCUGUCCGGUGACCUGACCUGUGACCCCGGCCUCGACCCGUACGGUGUGGCUCAGUACGUGCCGCCCUCGGCACGACCCGCCGAGGGGGUCGCCGACACGGGGCAGCAGCCGGCACCGCCACCGCCGCCGCCGCCGCCGCCUCAGCCGCGUCCGAGCGCCGCGCCGAAAAUUCGUCGGCCGCCCAACGCCUUUAUGGUGUUUGCCAACGAACGCAGGAAGCUACUGGCGAGGGCGUUCCCGAACGAGACCAACCAGUCGAUCUCAGUUAGGCUGGGUUCGAUGUGGAAGGCCAUGCCGGCAGACAGGAAGACGGUCUACUACCAGGUGGCCAAGGAGGCGGCGGCCGAGCACAAGCGGCUCUACCCCUCGUACGUCUACAGCCCCAAGGAGGCCCGAAUGCGGAAACAGGCCCGCGAGCUGGUGAGGAAGGAGAAGGCGGCCAAGCCCGCCACUGACGGCACCGGUGCCGAGCUCGCCGGUAUGGGCUGUGAGGGCGACCCGCCGAGCACAGAGACCAGGGCCAAGCUGAUGGAGGUGGCUCAGCUACUCGACUCGCUGUCCUCGGACCGGCUCCUGCACCAGCCCCGCCGGAGGUCGCCGUACGCCGCCGAACCGGGCGGAACUCUCAGCGCUGAGGCGGACUCCAGCACCGGGGCCGGAGGCGCCCCUGCCGACCGGCCGGUCCCCCAGACCGGUGUGAAGACCGAGACCCCGCCGUCUGUCGACCCCAGCGGCGGGCACCGCUCUGCCUACCCGCCGGCCGGCCAGGGCGUAUCGGAGGGGGUGGCGCGCGGCGCGCUGCACCACCCAGUGAGCAGCGCUCACGGCAGGGAGACGCAGUGGACGGUGGUGCCGCCGCGCCCCAGCAGCGGCGCCGGCGCGUUUGUACCGGUCGGCCGCGGCCCAGACGGUCAGCUGGUGUACCAGAGCCUGGCGGCGGGCUACGGGCCGGCGCCGGCCGCCGACGCAGCGUCGUGCUACUUGUCUGGCCGAGCGGAGCUGGCCGACGGCGGCUGUCACCAGCUCGGGGUGGCUGGGAGGCCGGCCGACCACCCCUGGGCCGCCGUUCACCCCGCGGCGUCGGCGGCGCGACCUGGGCCGGUCCACCAUCACCUGCACGGCGCCGGUCUGCUGCGUCACACGCCGGACGCACCGUGCCAGCCCCAGCUGGUGCCUCUGACGUCCUCCGGCUGGCCGCUGCGACUCCGGACUCCGGCAGGUGCUGGCUCAGCGGUCGCCAUGGGUGUGCCCCGCGGGCGGCUGGCGUGUGCCGGCUCCGACCCGGCUCGGCCACACGAGUUCUGUCUGCAUCUCCUGGCGGGCGGCUCGUGCGGCCACUGUCGGCCGACGGGCUGCUGCGGCACUCUGCCCGCCGCCUGUCAGUGCCAGUGUCCUGCCGUGCUCAGCUCGCCACAGGGCCACCCCCAGCAGCGGCAGCAGCCGUCCCAACUGACUCCUACGGUCCUGGGACCCGGCGGCGGCCCCCAGCCGGAGCGACCGCGUCGCCCGACGCCUAUUCGGCUGAGGAUCCCCGACCCGCGCUACAGGCAGGGACUGCGGGCCGCGCCCGCCGUCGACCUCAGGUCGUGCUGGCGGACGGUGGCGGAGGCGCAGUGCUCCGCCGCUCCCCCGGCGGCCUACCUGCGCCCCGCGAGUCCAAGUAUCGAGGAGCUGGUCAGCCACCACACCCCAGAGCCGCUAGGCAUGUGAAGGAUGAUACCGGGCUGCGCCAGACCGCCGCAUGUGAGCCUGUGCCAUUCGGGUACAGUCCGCUCGGCAUGUGAGGGACAACACCGGUGCCAGCGGGCUGCAUCGGACCGUCGCCUGUGAGCCAGUGCCACUCGGGUACAGUCCGCUCGGCAUGUGAGAGACACCAGGCUACACCGGGUCGGCAACGGGGGACCGGGCGCGGCUGGAAGACUCGGGUACAGUCCGCUCGACAUGUGAGAGAUCUUCCAGCAGGUCAGACCAUGCGGGCUACUCCACUCGCCACUCGGGCUACACCGGACCGGCGACUGGGGGCCGGGUGCAGUUGCACCGGGGCGACUCGGGUACUCGGGUGUUGUGGGAGAGCUGAGCCGACCAGGCACGCCCUGGCACUGGCGCGGCGGAGUCUGAGGGAUUAUGGGCAGAAUGGUCUGUAUUGGUACAUGCCUGUUCGUUGGAUCCACGUAAUCCACGAUUCACGGAUCCACGUAACGUUAAUUGGGUACGUAUACCACCAGCAUCAUCUCCCAGUGUACAAAUGUUGUCAGUAGAUGUCUGCAUUGCAUGUUUCGAUUUAGUUUGUUUCUUUUCGUUCGUUUCGUGCCCAGCGCACCGACGUCGCAUGUGAUUCGGCCGUGAUGCUGACACGCGGUUUUAGGGAUGCAUGAACAUGAAGGUCGUCUUUAAUCUUCAAUGAACCGAUCGAUGUCAAGACUUUCCCGGCUGUGCUAAUGUCGUCGGCUGUGUUUUGGCUGUGAUCAACGUGCAUGCUUGUCCUCCAGAUACCGGCGAAUGUGAUUCGAACGAUCUGACGGUGCCAAUGUGUAUCUGUUUUGUUCUUGUUCGUGUCAUGCUGCAUGCUGCGAUAAGGUGCAUGUUUGAUUUCCUUAUUGCGUUCAAUACACAUUGUCAGUACUAA
Amphibalanus amphitrite is the source of this 2962-nucleotide messenger RNA. Its product is annotated as transcription factor SOX-1-like. Gene Ontology annotation, cellular component: nucleus. The transcript has 11 exons. Gene Ontology annotation, molecular function: DNA-binding transcription factor activity, RNA polymerase II-specific; RNA polymerase II cis-regulatory region sequence-specific DNA binding. The record is from RefSeq and is a predicted model, not a curated record. The coding region runs from base 229 to 2046 and encodes 605 amino acids. NCBI's taxonomy places the organism in Eukaryota, Metazoa, Arthropoda, Thecostraca, Balanomorpha, Balanidae. Gene Ontology annotation, biological process: regulation of transcription by RNA polymerase II.